This is a messenger RNA of Coturnix japonica (Japanese quail), 800 nucleotides long. RefSeq lists its product as uncharacterized. Gene Ontology annotation, cellular component: extracellular region. Gene Ontology annotation, molecular function: cytokine receptor binding; cytokine activity. The record is from RefSeq and is a predicted model, not a curated record. Gene Ontology annotation, biological process: positive regulation of cytokine production; positive regulation of immune response; positive regulation of tyrosine phosphorylation of STAT protein. Lineage: Eukaryota; Metazoa; Chordata; Aves; Galliformes; Phasianidae.
AUCACCUUGCAUUGCACACCACAAUUUGAAUACUAGCAUACAGAUAACCAGGACACUGACAUGAUGUGCAAAGUACUGAUCUUCGCCUGCAUUUCAGUAGCAAUGCUUAUGACUACAGCUUAUGGAGCAACUCUACCGCCAAAAGAACAGGAUAUUCUUCCAACAUUAAUUUCGGAUUUAGAAUUACUGGAAAAGAGCAAGAAUAAGAUUCAUCUCGAGCUCUACACACCAAGUGAGACCCAGGAGUGCAUCCAUCAAACUCUGCAGUGUUACCAGAAAGAAAUCAUUACUCUGAGAAAAGAAAUUGAAGAUGAGCCUGAAAUUGAAAACAAAGUUCGAACUGCUCUUCAACAUAUCGAAAAUAAUCUCGAUACUCUUAUGGAGCAGACUCCCAUAGGAGGCGAAUGCAAGAUCUGUGAAGCUAACGACAAGAAAAGUUUUCCUGACUUUCACCAAAAACUCACCGACUUCCUGAGAUCUAUGCACAAAUAAGCAACUAAUAACUUUAUUUUUUUUACUGCUAUGUUAUUUAUUUAAUUAUUUAAUUACAAAUAAUUUAUAUAUUUUAUCCCGUGGCUAACUAAUCCUGCUGUCCAUUCUGGGACCACCGUAUGCUCUUAGUCUGGGUGAUAAGACGUCUGUUCUAAGAUCAUAUUUGAUCCUUUCUGUAAGCCCUACGGGCUCAAAAUGUAUGUUGGAAAGCUGAUUGAUUCUCACUUUGUCAGUAAAGCGACAAGCAUUUACUGAAAGAAUUCUGAAAAGUCACUUCUGGAUGACAUUUAAUAAAUUUCAGUAACAUA